This is a messenger RNA of Notolabrus celidotus (New Zealand spotty), 457 nucleotides long. RefSeq names its product NADH:ubiquinone oxidoreductase subunit C1 (gene ndufc1). Gene Ontology annotation, cellular component: mitochondrion. Bases 132 to 341 code for a protein of 69 amino acids. The record is from RefSeq and is a predicted model, not a curated record. The transcript has 4 exons. NCBI's taxonomy places the organism in Eukaryota, Metazoa, Chordata, Actinopteri, Labriformes, Labridae.
GGUCCUCUAUGGAGCGUUCAGUCGACUGAGCGAUGACUCUGGGAUCAUCCUCUUUGUGCUUAAAGGGAAACUAGUCGAACCCGGAGCGGCAGGAUUCGGUCUCGGAUGCGGGGAGCUGUUCUUUAGCUAAAAUGACUUAUCAGAGGUUAUUCUCCAGAGCUGUUUGUCUCAGCAAAGUUGGAUCCAGGUCUGCAUUCACAAGCUCCAAACCGGACAUGGCUAACCCGAACUGGCUGAGAGUGGGUCUAGCCUUUGGGACGUCUGCUUUCCUCUGGGGCCUGCUCUUCAAGCAGCACAGCACAGAUGUUCAUGAGUACAAAGUGAGGAACGGCCUAGAAUGACCCAGCACAGCGGAGGUCGCAGCUUCCCGUCUAUGGAGGCCCCUGUGCAGGCUCUGUUUAUAUCCUCCCCUGAUUCCUUCUUUGUGGUCUGUGUAAAAUAAAAGUUUGUCAUGUAA